UUGGGAUAAUAGAGCUAGAGAGAGGAGAAACAGGAGUAGUAGUUGGUGGCGGUGCGUUUCAGUUUCGCAAGCAUCUUCUUUCCUCUGACCAAAAAACUGCUUCUCGAACCUUCCGCCGGAGAACCUCGCCGGCCGGCGUCGGCAGCGAUCCUCGAAUCGAUUUCAGCUCCGCAUCUCAGGUGGUUGACGGCGGAAUCGGUGGCGAAGAAAAUGGACGGAGGGUUUAAUAGCACGGAGAUGGAAUACAUAAGGAAGCACCAUCACCAGGAUUCCGUGGAGAAUCAGUGCGCCUCUGCCCUCGUCAAGCAUAUCAGAGCCCCAGUUCCUCUUGUAAUCAAUCAAUCAAUCAAUCAAUCAAUCAAUCAAUCAUCUUCUCCUCUUGUGUGGUCCUUGGUGAGGAGGUUUGAUCAGCCGCAGAGAUACAAGCCGUUCGUGAGUAAGUGUGUGGUGAGGGGAAACCUUGAGAUUGGGAGUCUUAGAGAGGUUGAUGUUAAGUCAGGGCUUCCUGCUACUACUAGUACUGAAAGAUUGGAGCACAUUGAUGACAAUGAGCAUAUCCUCAGAUUCAAGAUUAUCGGUGGUGAUCACAGACUUAGGAACUACUCGUCGAUUGUGUCCCUGCACCCAGAAAUAAUUGAUGGAAGGCCCGGUACCCUGGUAAUUGAAUCUUAUGUGGUGGAUAUACCCGAGGGGAACACCAAGGAUGAGACCUGCUACUUCGUUGAAGCCUUGAUUAAGUGCAAUCUCAAAUCACUUUCUGAUAUCUCAGAAGGGCUUGCUGUCCAGGACCUCACUGAACCAAUUGAUCGGAUAUGUGAGUUGUUGAUAAGAAGUGGCUGAGAACUUAUCUGCCACAGAUGAAUGGCAGCACUGCUUGUUCCAUCUGUUACAGAAUAGUAUGGUUGUUUAUUGAAUUUGCUCUGUUAAUUAUUAUCUCUGCUAUGUUUGCUGGUUUCUUCUCUCUUUAGUGGAGUUUAAAGGACAGAAUUUUAGACAGGUGCUUCAGCCUGAUCUACAUUACACGUUCAUGUUGUAUAUAGGUGCUGGUGAAAGCUAGUCUGUAAAAUUGUUUCAAUUGGUCAGUUGUAAUUUCUGGUUGCAGUAAAAUUUUGACAUCUAAAAGGAGGAUACUUGUAUAAAUGGAUCUCAACUGCUUCUGUGGUUCUAUAUCUAUUAGUAGUAUUUAGAA
This is a messenger RNA of Lotus japonicus, 1189 nucleotides long. RefSeq names its product abscisic acid receptor PYL8-like. Gene Ontology annotation, biological process: abscisic acid-activated signaling pathway. Gene Ontology annotation, cellular component: cytoplasm; nucleus. The coding region runs from base 211 to 840 and encodes 209 amino acids. NCBI's taxonomy places the organism in Eukaryota, Viridiplantae, Streptophyta, Magnoliopsida, Fabales, Fabaceae. The transcript is spliced from 3 exons. Gene Ontology annotation, molecular function: signaling receptor activity; abscisic acid binding; protein phosphatase inhibitor activity. The record is from RefSeq and is a predicted model, not a curated record.